Molecule: messenger RNA, 243 nt
Organism: Penicillium alfredii
Lineage: Eukaryota; Fungi; Ascomycota; Eurotiomycetes; Eurotiales; Aspergillaceae
Exons: 2
Coding region: 1-243 (80 amino acids)
Source: RefSeq, a predicted model, not a curated record
AUGACCAAGCCCUCUGGGCUGAUUAGACGCCGCCGCGUCGAUCAUGCAAAUGUUGCGCAGCAGGCAGUGACUCACUGGGAUGCACUAAAACUAUACACUUCGGACCCUGUGCCGCAAACUCCCCGGGAUGACCUGGGACUCGCAUUGACUGCGGCUUCAUUGAUCCUUGAUCUCCCUGAUGUCCUGAAUGCACAGUGCCGUGCCCGGCCUCCGGUCCGUGCUGCUUCGACUGCUCCUCGGUGA